CCCCCCCGGCCGGAGGCUGCGGCCGGAGCGCGGCGGGCGCGGGAGCGGCAGGCGGGGCGGGCCGGGCCAUGGCCCCGCACCAGCCCAGCGCCGGGCAGUACCUGCGCUCCGACAGCGGCGGCUCCGAGGUCCGUGUGCUGGCCGAGGGGCCCGGCCCCGGGCCCGGCGGGGACCCCGGCGGGGCGCGGCGGCGGCGGCGGCGGUGCGGGCCGCUGUGGGGCAGCGUGGCCGUCAUGGCCAUCCUCGCCCUGCAGAUCGCCUCCACCACCGGCCUCUUCGUCUACUUCACCAUGGCCAUCUCCAAGCUGAAAGCCCAGGCGCCGGGCAGCACGGAGGAGCUGCGGUGUCUGCAGGUUAUCAAUCAGCAGCAGGAGGGAUCCAGCCUGGAGGAGCUGAUCAGCAACGAGCCCUGCCUCAAGCUGGCCAACACCAUCAAAGCCUACGUGGCCACGGUGACGGAGAACGUUAUCCGCAGGAGCGCGGUGAAGGAGGCCCGGAGGAGCUACUUCAACACCUCGGAGGGGCAGGUUCCUCCCAAAACAGCCAGCAAGCCCUCGGCACAUCUCACCCUCCGCCCGCAGAGCCUGGCCCAGGAGGGAAACUCCAAGCGCUUCGGGAACCUCUCCCAGUCCUGCCGCCACGCCAUCGCCCGCUGGGAAGACAGCACCAUCCACUCACACCUGCAGAACAUCACCUACCGGGACGGCCGGCUGCGGGUCAACCAGGCGGGCAAGUACUACGUCUACUCCCAGAUCUACUUUCGCUACCCCAGCGACGGGGCCAGCGCCCGAGUCUCUGUCCCCCAGCUCGUGCAGUGCAUCAACUGGAAGACGUCUUACAGCCAGCCCAUCCUCCUGCUCAAAGGGGUCGGCACCAAGUGCUGGGCGCCCGAGGCGAACUACGGGCUCCACGCUCUCUACCAGGGGGGACUGUUCGAGCUGAAGGCCGGCGAUGAGCUCUUUGUCUCCGUCUCCUCCUUGGCCAUCGACUACAACGAUGCAGCAGCCAGCUACUUCGGGGCCUUCCGGCUCGACCUGUGACGGCCGCCCCCGCCUCCCACCUUCCCGCUGCUCCUGCCCGUCGACGCUCCCGUGAGGCCCCCCCGGGGCAGCCGCUAUUCCAGCAGGACAACAGCCGAGUGGCCGGGGGGCUCGGUGCCGCACGGGGCCCCGCCAUCCGGCCGGGAGGAAGCCCACGAGCCAGGAAGGGUCUCCAGGGGCCCGCGGGAGGCAGGCAGGAGGGGGGACGUGGCAGCCCUGGUAGCGCAUCACCUCCCUGGCUGCCGGCGGAGCACGCGGGGCAGGUAGCACCGAGCGGCUCCCUGCUGCAGGAGAGGCACCGGCGUCACAUCUGCAACCGCAAGACAAAGCAUCCCCGCGGCAGGAUGACCCUCUGCAGGGCUGACCCCCACGCCUGGCAGGCGCAGACCCGGCCAGGCUGCGAGCGCUCGGGGACCCCGAGCUGGAGGCGCUGGGACAGAAGCCGGGGUUAGCAGAGAGCAGCAGCGCAGCGAGCGCGGGCGCAGGGCUGGCACCCCCCCAGGGCAAAGCACCGGGGCCAGCCUGUAGGUACGAGGCAUCAGCUUCUCGAAAGGAGUGAAGGAGUUUCAGUUCAGGCUAAUUAGAAACCUGGAGUGAUUCCAGCAAUCAGGUUCAGGGGAGCUCAAAGACCAGGACGAUGAAGCUGGAGUAAUCACCAGCCCAAACAACCGCACCUAGGCACGUGGCAGAGAGGUGCAUUUUGCCCGAGCCAAGCUGCACAGGAUCAUCCAGCCCAGGAGCUUCCCAUCACGCCUCCCCUUCGCUUCUGGCCAAGCAUCUCUUUCCUUGGGGUUUCUGGUCCUCCCAGCCCUGUUGGGCCAGCGCAGCCACCCGCUUACUGACACCUUUCGCCCCAGCAAUCGUUAACUUGCAGGAUUUCAACUCGUGGGUGAGCCCCGGCGGUAGCAGCACAGGACCCAGGAGGGACAAGACCAACCCCUCGGUGUCAGAGGCCACGUCAGAUGCAAGAGGUGGGUUCAAGGAGGGCAGAGUGUGGUCAAGCUGGCUCGGCCCACGGACACUGGGGUGGACGCAGCCCCCUUUUGUAAUUACCUGUAUACUCUCUGUAUCAUAUUAAGACUGUUGGUGUGCACGGACAGGACGGCAGCGCAGGCUCCCACGAAGGACGCAAACACCCCGCCGCGCCGGCACGGCUGCGGGGGGGCUCUCAGUGCCGGUUUAAAUAAAGCCUGUACUCCAGCA
Phalacrocorax carbo (great cormorant) is the source of this 2243-nucleotide messenger RNA. Lineage: Eukaryota; Metazoa; Chordata; Aves; Suliformes; Phalacrocoracidae. The record is from RefSeq and is a predicted model, not a curated record.